Molecule: messenger RNA, 1570 nt
Organism: Ricinus communis (castor bean)
Lineage: Eukaryota; Viridiplantae; Streptophyta; Magnoliopsida; Malpighiales; Euphorbiaceae
Product: phosphatidylglycerophosphate phosphatase PTPMT2
Exons: 6
Coding region: 179-1033 (284 amino acids)
Biological process (GO): protein dephosphorylation
Molecular function (GO): protein tyrosine/serine/threonine phosphatase activity; phosphatidylinositol-4,5-bisphosphate 5-phosphatase activity
Source: RefSeq, a predicted model, not a curated record
CAAUCAGCCCCUUCAAUUUCCCUUUAUUUCCAUUAUCGUACCAAAAGAAAACAAAAAAUCCUCUUUUUCUUUUCCUUUCCAUCGAUCGCCAACGCCAACACCACCACCACCACCCUUAUCCUUCUCUCAAUCAUUUUGCACUUAAAUUGGUUAAUUCGCUUGAGUGGGUGUUUGAGAGAUGAAGAUCGAGGAACUAGACGAUGUGGAGUGCGAUCAAGAUCAAAUCGAUACCGUCGACUCUAAGCAGAUGAUGGUGAAGGUCGACGCCAAGAGAGCUCUUGUCGGAGCGGGUGCUCGGAUCCUGUUUUAUCCGACCCUUCUGUAUAAUGUAUUCAGGAACAAAAUUCAAUCAGAAUUCCGAUGGUGGGACGAAAUUGACCAGUAUCUAUUGCUUGGUGCUGUCCCUUUUCCUAAAGAUGUUCCGCGAUUGAAGCAGCUUGGUGUUGGUGGUGUAAUUACUCUCAAUGAGCCUUAUGAAACUUUAGUUCCAUCAUCACUGUAUCAUGCUCAUGGCAUUGAACAUCUUGUAAUUCCCACAAGAGAUUAUCUUUUCGCUCCUUCUUUUGUAAAUAUCAGCCAAGCUGUUGAUUUUAUUCACAAGAAUGCAUCCUGUGGUGCAACUACUUAUGUUCAUUGUAAAGCUGGGAGAGGAAGGAGUACCACUAUUGUGCUCUGUUAUUUGGUUGAGUAUAAGCACAUGUCACCUAUGACUGCUCUCGAAUAUGUGCGCUCUAGAAGACCACGAGUGUUGCUUGCUCCAUCACAGUGGAAGGCUGUUCAAGAAUAUAGCAGGCGUCGACCACCGCCUACUGCACAUUCUCCCUCUAGGGAUGCGGUUCUGAUAACAAAAGCAGACCUUGAAGGGUAUCAUAGUGCAUGUGAUGAUGAUGCUAUUGGUAAGGAACUGGCAAUUGUCUCUAGAACUAAGACCAGGCCCAUGAUGGCUAGACUGUCCUGUCUCUUUGCUUCCUUGAAAGUUUCUGGUGUUUGUGGACCUGCUACUGGCCGGAUGCCUGAGGCACGGGCAUGCUGAUCCCCCAAAUCCUUCAUGAAAUGGAGAGAGGUGGUUGUGCUGUAUAGAGAAGCAUAAUGAAAAUAUGUUUCCAAGUUUCAGGGUGACCCUCUGUUUAUAGAGAAAGAAGGUCAAAGCGGAUAGGUGGAAGAGUUCUUGGAUGUUGCAUGUAUCGUCACAGCAAUGGCUGACAAGCAAUUUGCAUCGGCUUGUACAUAAAUCCCACUUCACUUUUGCUUUUAAACAGUUAUUUUUGUAGUACUUUUGUCAAUAAUAAUAACAUUUUCUCUGUAAGAAUCUAAGAAGUGAGGCAUUUUACUGGCAUUUGAAACAUCAGGUAGCCCAUCUGAGAUAGUCCUUCUCAAAAGCAUUUUAUUUUGUAGUUUGAGUUGGCUAAUCAUUGUAUUAUCCUGUGUAUGAAUAUACAGUGAACAUACGGGUUGCACUUGGGUUGAAGAAUGUAGCCUCUGUUACUGGAUGGUUUUGAUCCGUAUGAAAAGAGAGUUGAUGUAUAAGAGAUGAGGUGUGAAAUGAAAUUCUUGCUAUAUAGAUGAAGUA